This is a messenger RNA of Cyclopterus lumpus (lumpfish), 1607 nucleotides long. It is a transcript of the gene nuf2, whose product is annotated as UF2 component of NDC80 kinetochore complex. The coding region runs from base 132 to 1496 and encodes 454 amino acids. NCBI's taxonomy places the organism in Eukaryota, Metazoa, Chordata, Actinopteri, Perciformes, Cyclopteridae. Gene Ontology annotation, cellular component: kinetochore; Ndc80 complex. Gene Ontology annotation, biological process: meiotic chromosome segregation; kinetochore organization; mitotic spindle organization. The record is from RefSeq and is a predicted model, not a curated record. Gene Ontology annotation, molecular function: protein-containing complex binding. The transcript has 13 exons.
AGAUUCGCCUUGGAGAAAUCAACAAGGAAGUCGUAUUUAACCCGCCAAUUUUUGUGUCGUUGUUGAAAAGUUCCUGUGUGCGCGCGUUUGUGUUUUAAUCCCUAUUUUUAACUGGCACUAAAACUGCGACAAUGUCUGAAAAUACAUUCCCCAUCUCUAACCCGGAUGCGAUAGUGCAUUUUUACCGAACCGAAGUUCUCACCGGUCAAGAGGCAAAACACUUCACGAAGAGCGACCUGACUCCAACUCCAAAGCCAGAGGCGAUUCAAACGCUGUACAUGAGGGUGUUGCAUCUCCUGUUCCGUUUCCGACCUGAGUGCCACUCCAUGGUUCCACUUCUGGAGAACAUUCAGAACCCAGUAUAUCAUGAGGGGGCCACAUCUAUCAUGAGCGUCUACAUACGCAUGCAGCAGUUUCUGCCCAUGUGCUUGGUUUAUGAUUUUUCGCUGAACGACCUUCUAGCUCCAAAAAAACAGAAGACUCUGACUGUUCUGAGCGCCAUCAUGAACUUCCUUCACUUCAGGAACCAGAGGAUGGACUUGAUCUUCGAGAAGCAGGCCAAAUUUAGGGCAGACAUGGACAGGCUGCAGACUUACACCAAAGGCAACAUGGAAGCAGAGAAGAAGAUCGAGACGCUGACGACCAUCCCACCAGAGCAGCAGGCCGAGGCCGAGGAGCUGGCAGCCGUUCUCUCCGAGCUGCAGUCCACCAAAAUCCACGAAUACCAGGAAGUGGAUGCGAAAAAUGAAAGCAUCGCAGAGUGGAAAGCCAAGAUUGCGGAGAAGACUCAGAAACUGGCCCAGGUGAAGGUGGACGUCUGUAACCUGAAGGAGGACGUCAGCAAACUCAAGUCUCAAAUCGUGGAGUCUCCAGAGGAGCUGAAGACUCAGAUGGAGAAGAUGAGGGAGAACGUCAAGAACAUCAAGAGCUCCAACAAAGAGAUAGAUGAGCAAAUGGUGGAGCUGCAGAACAUGGUGCAGAGUGUGACUCACACUGAGGCCGAGAUCCAGCAGAUGUACAGCCUGCUGCAGGACCUGGAGAGCAGCAUGAACAACACCAAGCAGCGGGCGGAUGAGCACAAGGAGUUAACUGCUCAGUAUGAGAAAAAGCAGAAGGAGCUGAGGAACCUGUGCGUGGAGGAGGGCCAGCUGAAGCGAGCGCUGGCCAUGAAGCUGGACAAAGAGUCCAAACAUAAAAUCCGCAAGCAGAAGAAGAAGGAGAUGAAGGAUCAGCAGAUCCAGGACGUGCUGGGACAACGCAACCAAAUCCACGAGAAGCGCGAGGAGAUGGCCGACCGGAUCCAGGAGAUCUCCAGAGAGACGCAGCAGCUCAAGGCCAACAUCCAGAGCCUGAGGGACGUGAGCAGCAAAGAGACGGCCAAAGCUCAGGCUCUGUACGACACCCUGUCGGCUUCAAUGGACAAGCUGCACGAGAGAAUCGAGACACACAUCGUGGACCUAAAACAAGACGUCACCAAGAUGUCUGCACAUUUUUAAACGUUCACUUCUCUACGUGUUUUCCUUCUGUUUGUUGCCUUUUUCCCCGUUACUAUUUAACAUGUUUAAAAUGUUGUGCACCAGUUAAUAAAUCUGAUAAGACCGAAAUGA